CCUUUCAUUACACAUUCCCUUCAAGCUCACAGACAAAUCACACAAGUAGCAUAUAACUCUGUCUCUCUAACUGUCGCCCCUUCUCUCUCUCUGCCCUCCCCCCUUCUCUCCUUCUCCCCUUCUCCCCUGUAGUCGUACUACGGUUUCUUACUUUUAACUCCUUGACACACCGCACGCUUCCACGAGACAGCCACACAGCUGUCAUUUCAUUGUAGGCCUACAUCUUCCUAAAUUAGGUGUUCGCUGCGGACGUGAUACUAGAUACCGGGAAGAGGACUGUGAUCAGAUUUGUAGCACUCGUGUCGCUGUCACAAGAGCCAGCGCCACCAAGCUUUCUCAUUUUCGGUGGCAGUGGAAACCCGAGCUCCAUAUUUAAAGAUGCAUGAGACGUCUUGAGCAACGGAGAACAGAGAUGGAGGCUCCGCCAGAGAAAGUGAUUGUGUGUCAGAGAGAGUGAAAACGAGGGAAGGGCAAUGCUCAUUCAGGUGACAGUAAAGUUGCCAGUGGUAGUGAGGGCCCGAGUCGAAGCAGAGUACAGCUUUGGGGCUGUUCACUCUGUGUGCGUGCAUGUGCAUGUGUGUUUGUGUGCAUGAAGGGCAGGUGGGGGGCCUCCACCUGCUGAAUGAACACCGUCAGCGUAGGGCAAUACCAUGGGCUACGGGUGGGCUCUUCCCUGCUGAGCAUUGUGGCGGGCUGCAUCCUCAUUGGGGUAUCCAGGGACUGUGACGCUGAUGCCGUCGGAGGCAUCUUCCUGGGAGCGGGCAGCCUCGGCCUGCUCAUAUCGAUCUUCCCCUUCGUAAAAGCCUGGCUCAACAUCAACCAUAUUCUCCCUUCCUUUGGAAACUUCAGAGUGCAGCCAACACCUGCCAAUCCCGCUCCAGAUCAACCCGUGGAGAUACUAAGAAGAGAAGGAACCCAGAGUCAACUGAAUCUGGAGCGUUCAAAGAGUCGAAUGGGAACCUUUGUGGAGGGCGGGCCGACGGCUGAGACCAACCCAGAUGAGGGGACAUCCUCAGACAUGCCAGACGUCUUAUCUCGACGGAAACUUAAGCUAUCACCUGCUGAUCAAGACCUGCCAUGAUGUCACCACAUGACCCCCUAACCCUAACCCUAUAUCAUUCAACUUCCCCACUAAUCUUCAUUAUCAGGUUUCUUUCAAAUGUGGAACAAAAAAAGAAGUGAUUUGAAGCUUUCUGGGUUUUUUUUCCUUUUCUGUAGAAUUGUUGUACCUGCUGAACUUGUAUUUAUGUGGUCUAAUAAACAUUUCCAAAUAUUCAA
Messenger RNA from Micropterus salmoides (largemouth bass), 1278 nucleotides. RefSeq names its product kinocilin (gene kncn). The record is from RefSeq and is a predicted model, not a curated record. NCBI's taxonomy places the organism in Eukaryota, Metazoa, Chordata, Actinopteri, Centrarchiformes, Centrarchidae. Bases 623 to 1081 code for a protein of 152 amino acids. The transcript is spliced from 5 exons.